AUGGCCAUGGAAUUGGACUUGUCGAGUGUGAACGUAAGGUACCAAUCGAUAUUCGCUUCGAAUAGAUCAGCUACGGAAGUAGGAACACCAGCGGAACCGGGGCUUUUAAGCCCAAACCAGGGCGGCUACCUCAGUGAAAUUGACUUUGAGAGCACUCUCGUAGAUGUCGAUCCGUAUGGUGAUGAAGAAACCAAUCCUAGCACCCGUCCCGAGCGGGUCGCAGCCGUCGAAAUUUCUCCGCACGGUGACCUGAUCCUCGAGCUCACCUUCAAGCGCGGGCAAGCCCGCUUCCGCGUCUCAUCCCAAGUCUUAUGCCUAGCGUCACCGGUAUUCCGAGCCAUGCUUGGCCCGAACUCUUCGUUCCGGGAGGCGUGCGAGCUACGCACUCACACCACUGCUGGCGGUGGUAUGGCGGAUGCGGAACCGUAUGUGCUGCCACUGGAGGACGACGAUCCGGAGGCGAUGGCGAUCGUGCUGUUUGCGCUGCACCUGCAGAACUCGAAGCUGCCGACGUUCAUCAAGGAGAAGCGCACCAUCUGGAACAUGGCCAUCAUCUGCGACAAGUAUGAUUGUACAUCGGCGUUCAGUGUGUGGGUGGACGGGUGGGCGGAUGGGUGGCGGCGCAGGGCGUUUAGGAAUAGCGGACAUGGGCUGUGGUUGUUUAUCAGUUGGACGUUUGGGCUCGGGGAUGUGUUUACGUUUAUCUCGAAGAAGCUUAUCCUCGAGGGCUACUACCAGACGGAGGGGGGCAAGUUUCUGAGCAAAGAGGGAUGGAACCUGGACGGAUUGGCGAUCCCGAAUCCAGUCAUGGAAAUCAUCCUCGACAUCCGCCGAACAGCAAUCACGGCAAUGAUCGAAGAAGUGCUCACGGUGCUCAAAAAGUUCCUCGCCGGCGGCGACGGCAAGCCGCUCUGCAGCGCCGCAUCCCCACUGGAGGACUGCGACCUCAUGAUCCUGGGCACGCUGAUACGGGAGUGCCAGGUCCGCCUGGGCAUCUACCCCGACCACAAAAAGUACCUGCUCAUGAGCGUCAAGGACGUGCACGAGAACCUGCGGAGCAUCAAGCCGCGCUCCGUAGGCGCCGACUCGCUGCGCGGCGGGGGCCACGGGGACGGGGCGGGGAGGAAUCCGGCGCAGGAUGAGGUGUAUACGCCGUCGCUGACUUUGAUCAAGAAGCUGUUUUAUCCACGGCGACAGAGGCAGGCGUCGAGCGCGCAUCUUGUACAGUAG
Messenger RNA from Morchella importuna, 1230 nucleotides. RefSeq lists its product as uncharacterized. Bases 1 to 1230 code for a protein of 409 amino acids. The transcript has 7 exons. Lineage: Eukaryota; Fungi; Ascomycota; Pezizomycetes; Pezizales; Morchellaceae. The record is from RefSeq and is a predicted model, not a curated record.